AUGAAUAGUAAAAAUCUUGAACAACUUUUAAACAUUAAUAAAUUUCUCUCUACAACUCCUCCUCCUAAUAUUCAUUCUGUUCAAGAUUAUGUUUCAACUAUUAAUAUAUCCGGUAUCUUUUCUAUUACUUUUGACACUCCUCACGAAACUCUUCCUCCAUUAACUAAUAUUGAUAAUACUGCUGAAAAAAUCCUCCAUUUGCAAUAUCCACAUUUAACUUCUGCAGCUGUAUUUUCUAAUGGAGAUUGUUUAUUAAAUUCUAUAUCUCUAAUUUUUAAUGCAAACCAAAUGUUAGCAUUACAAUUUAGACUAGCUAUGGUUGUAGAAUUGAUGAAAUUUUCAAAUUUUUAUCUUAGUCAAAAAAUUUUUGAACAAGAUUAUUAUUUUUCCGAUAUAGCUUUAAAUUCAGCCAAAAAUUCAGAUAUGCUGACUACAUAUAAUAAAGAAAGAGAAUAUAUUUGUGAAAUUGCUUAUAUAUCUAAGCCACAUCAUUCAUUGUAUAAUAAAUUAAUUGAACCACGAAUUAAAGCUUAUGAUGAACCUAUUAUGAUAAUGUGGACACCAUCAAGUGGAAAGUGGAAUAUUAAUGAUCCUUUACCACAAACAGAUCAUUUUGUUCCAAUCUUCAAAAGAAAUUCACCACCUUCACCUGAUCAAAAUAUUGAUAUUGAAAUGCGUGAUGUUCAAUCUGAUGAAAAUGAAAAUAUACCUUUCAAUAUUCUUGAAUCAGAAAAAUGUAUGAGUGAUGGUUCUGAUAUAGUGGAAUUUAACUCAAAUGUUGAUGAUAAUGAUGGUGAAUCAUCAUCAUCAUCAUCGUAUACUACUAAUAAUGAAAAAAAUGUUAGGAAAAAGCAAACGCUAAAUAGUCAAAAGCGAAUAACGAAACUUGAUCAUAUUAAAGAUAAAAGAUUACAAAAUCAUCCGAAAGUUAAUAAGAUUAUUACUCGCAAUGAAGUUCAAUGUAAAUGUGGAAAGAUAAUCAGAUUGCAUCGAGCUUAUAAUUCAAGAAAUUUAGAAAAACAUAGUAAAACUAGUAACUGUUUAUUAACAGAAGGAAUACGUCCACUCACAAGUUAUUUUGUAAAUUCUACAAAAUCUCACCAAAUUUCAUGUAUUGGAUUGAGAGACGAGAAGCACUUAGAAUAUUUACAAAGAAUUGGUGGAAUUAUACAUUAUGGUGGUGCACCACGUGUUGAAGUAUUUGCAAAAGAAUUAUUUCCAAUAAAAUUUGACAAAAAUUUUAGUUGGAAAAGGUUGACAAAUAAUGAAAAAAUCAAAUUAGAGAAUGAGUUAGUUGCAAGGGCAAAAUGGCGCAACGAUUUUAAUUCUAAUUGUAUUCGAAGUGUAAAAUGUAAAAUUACAACAACAAACAAAGGAAGAAUUUGUAAAAAAUUUAUGAAGUUAAAUAGUAACAAAAUUUUAAUGAAUGCAAUUGAACGGCCAAUUCCAAAAAUAGAGAAUCGAAAAUUUACACCAAAAUUUAUAAUUAAAAAAAAUCCGAUCUUCAAAUACUUAAAUGACUCUAAUCUGAAUGAACUUUAUUAUUCAGUAGAUUCAAAGCAAGACUCAUUUUGGCCAAUAUUAGCAGAAAAAGGACGGCAAGGAGUAUUCAAAAAUAAAAAAGUUUUUGAAGGACUUUGUAAAGUUAUGCUGGAAAUAGCUAAUCGUGAACAAAAUAAUAAAGGAAAUCAAAAUUUGCAAUAUACCGAAAACUUUGCAAAUUUUACAACUAUUUUGGCAUCAUUGGGAACAAGAGGAUAUGAACUGUUUAAAUUACAUCAUGCACAAUCAGACGAUGCAAUUAUUAAUACAGAACUUUGUUAUGAGAAUAUUGUGCGAUUUAAAAUAUUUGCCGAUUCAUUAAAUUACAAUGGCCCAGUUGCUGCUAUGACAGAUAACACUAAAUUAAAAGAACGUCUUAGUUAUUCAGCAACUUUAGGCUGUGUUAUUGGAUCAACUUUAUCAACUUCAGAAACAAAAGCAUCAAAUUAUAAAGAAAUCAUUGCAAUUAUUGAUAAAAUAAAGUUAAAUAAAACAUUGAUUUCUAUUUUUUUAUUUUAUAUUCCUUUACCCAAAAUCCCACCAAUAGUUAUUGGUUUAAUUCCAAAUAACAAUAAAGAAAAAGCUGCAGAUAUUCUUACAUAUCAUCAAAAAAUUCUAGAAUAUGCAGCACAAUUGAAAAUUAAUAUUAUUUCUUUUGGAUCAGAUGGAGCAGCAAAUGAAUUUAAUUCGCAAUCAAUGCUAAUUAAUACAUUAACUACAGAAAAAAUUAUUUUCGAAGAUAAGCUAUAUAAUAUUAAGUUUAUGUGUCCAGUUUUUCCUAAUAUUGGCCCAAUAAUUCGCAUUCAAGAUUCCAAACAUGGGAAAAAAAGUGGUAGAAAUGCAUUAUUCUCUGGUGCUCGAUUACUUACAUUAGGAACUGUAACUGCAAGAUAUGAUCAAAUACUUAUGCUUAGUAAAAUGCCUGAUAGUGUAUUAUACAAGCGUGAUGUAGAAAAUGCAGAUCGUCAAGAUGACGGUGCUGCAUACCUGAUUUUUUGUUCAUCAUUCUUAAAACAAGUGUAUAAUCAAAAUAAAUCACAAGAUCAUAGUAAAGAUGGUGAAUUGAUUGAUGCAUAUCAAAGUCGUACAAUUUCACAUAAUGAAAGAUUACGAAUGGCGAUAUAUAAAAAAAAAUUUUCUUGCUCCCCAAACUUUUAA
Molecule: messenger RNA, 2700 nt
Organism: Rhizophagus irregularis DAOM 181602=DAOM 197198
Lineage: Eukaryota; Fungi; Glomeromycota; Glomeromycetes; Glomerales; Glomeraceae
Source: RefSeq, a predicted model, not a curated record